Molecule: messenger RNA, 3079 nt
Organism: Osmerus eperlanus (European smelt)
Lineage: Eukaryota; Metazoa; Chordata; Actinopteri; Osmeriformes; Osmeridae
Gene: tcf7l1a
Product: transcription factor 7 like 1a
Exons: 12
Coding region: 726-2540 (604 amino acids)
Biological process (GO): generation of neurons; canonical Wnt signaling pathway; regulation of transcription by RNA polymerase II
Cellular component (GO): chromatin; beta-catenin-TCF complex
Molecular function (GO): DNA-binding transcription factor activity, RNA polymerase II-specific; RNA polymerase II cis-regulatory region sequence-specific DNA binding
Source: RefSeq, a predicted model, not a curated record
CUUUUCCUUCCACUCCACUUCAGAAACGCCAAGCGGCCCUACGUUCCCACGCCUCUGUACAACAACCAACAAGCAUUUUGUCUUGAAUCAGCAAGGAUUUUAAUAUGCGGAAACGACCUCUUUAAAUGCCGUCAAUGGACGUUACACAUCGUGCAAAUUGGAUAAUCGUCGGGAAAUAAGUAAAUAGCACUGCCGACUGCGGAUCUGACAUAUUUCCUCUGGAACACACAGCUCAGAAACUUUUUUUUGUGGCGCGUGUACAGCGCUCGCUACAGGCGUCAAUAGCUUACUGCUUUCUUUGUCAUUUAUCUUUUUCUCUCGAUUUUUCCAUCGUUGGUAACGUUGCAAGUUUAGCAAAAAUAUUUGCACAUAUGGAUUUUACUAUCUGGAUGUGUGUGGUUUUUUAAUCUAAGUGACUUGCAGUUUCUACUUUUUCCUGUCUGGAGAGACGCGACAAGAAGGAAGACGAGCGCCCACCCUCAGGAAUUUGAACAAGCAAGAAAAUGAACGUGCAUUGAAUGUUGGCUGGCGACUUUACACAGAAAUUAGCCAGUUGAAAAGCUAGCAAGCUUUCUUAGAUUUUAAUUGAGUUCGCAUUGUAGCUGGGUUUAAAGUAGGAUAGGAUAUGCUGGCUAUCUAAUCGGAUUCGAUAGAUGCGUUUGUCCAAACGGAGACAGUAGCUAGCUAGCAACAACAACAACAUAGUUUGUUACACAAAUUUCAACAUGCCGCAGUUGAACGGUGGAGGAGGGGAUGACUUGGGAGCAAACGACGAGUUGAUAUCUUUCAAAGACGAAGGGGAGCAGGAGGAGAAGAUCUCGGAAAAUGUUUCUGCCGAACGGGAUCUAGACGACGUCAAGUCCUCUCUGGUCAACGAAUCCGAAAACAACAGCAGUUCCUCCGACUCCGAGGCUGACAGACGUCCCCGGCCCAGACCAGACUUGGAAAGUUAUGUCCGACAGAGAGAGUUCUUUGCCGAAGCCUUGAGGAGACAGCAGGAUGGAGGAUUGUUCAAGCCUUCACCAUAUGCUGGUUAUCCAUUCCUGAUGAUCCCAGACCUCGCUAACCUCAGUAACCUUGGUAACCCUUACCUUACCAAUGGAGCCCUUUCUCCCGGAGCCAGGACGUACUUACAGAUGCAGUGGCCCCUCCUGGAUGUACCUGGAAGUGCAGCUCUCAAAGACCCCCGCUCUCCCACCCCAACUCACAUGUCUAAUAAGGUACCAGUGGUGCAGCACCCCCACAUGUCCCACAUGUCCCCCCUGCUGUCCUACAGUCCUGACCCCUUCCCCCCCAGGACCCCCCCUCCUCACCUCUCUCCGGACACCGCAGGGAUCUCCCGGACGCCUCACCCAGCCGAAUUGUCGCCCUACUACCCUCUCUCUCCCGGGAGCAUGGCCCAGAUCCCUCACCACCUGGGCUGGCUGCAGGGCCAGUCGAUGUACUCUCUCCCCGGCGGGAGCUUCAGACCCUCCUAUCCCGCAGCGCUCGCCAUGAACGCCUCCAUGUCCAGCCUGGUGUCCAGUCGCUUCUCCCCCCACCUGGUCCCGCCCCCCCAGUCGUCCAUCCCCCACCCGGCCAUCGUCACCACGGCGAUCAAGCAGGAGCCCCGAGACGGCAACCAGCACGGGAAGAGCGUGUCCCCGGCCCAGAAGGAGAAGGAGGAGGAGAAGAGGCCUCACAUCAAGAAGCCCCUGAACGCCUUCAUGCUGUACAUGAAGGAGCAGAGGGCCAAGGUGGUGUCAGAGUGCACCCUGAAGGAGAGCGCCGCCAUCAACCAGAUCUUGGGCCGCCGGUGGCACUCUCUGUCCAGAGAGGAGCAGGCCAAGUACUACGACCUGGCCCGCAAAGAGAGGCAGCUCCACUCUCAGCUCUACCCUGGCUGGUCAGCCAGAGACAACUACGGGAAGAGGAAGAAGAGGAAGAGGGAUAACAAGUGUGAUUCUGCUCUGCCCGACGACCCCACAGAGCACUUCUCCCCGCAGCCCAAGAAGUCCUGCGUGUCGUUCGGCUCUCAGGAAAAGCAGAGCGCCUCGCACGCUCACCCCCACCUGACGCACACCCACCUCUCCCAGGCCAGCCCCGCCUCCUCGCUGGACUCGCCGGCGACGCCCACCACGGCGCUGGCCUCGCCGGCGGCGCCGGCGCCCACCCACACCGAGCACACGCACGCGCCGAGCCACGGCGAGCACGUGCACGCCGAGCAGGUCCAGCCCCUCUCCCUCACCACCAAGCCCCACCGCCCGCACAGGGACGUACACUUGCAGCCCCAAAGCCACGCUCAGUCUCACGCGCUCCGCGCCGGCAAGCCCUCAGGUCAUACCUCCUCCUCCCCCUCCUCCUCUCACCCCUCCUACUCCCCCCAGAUAGGCUCCUCCUCCUCCUCCAGCAGCAAGACUCCUCCCCUCCUCUCCCGUCCGUUCGCCUUCCCCCCCGCCCUGGCCCCGCCUCCGAGCUCCCUCCACCAAUCGGUGCUGAGCUCCCAGCGUGCCUUAACGCAGUCCCAGCCCCUCUCUCUGGUCACCCGAACCAAUCACUGAAGCGCUCGGGGAGCUGUGUAGUGUUAGCCCUAAGGGCAGGUCUAGGACCAGCUGUCCUUGCCUCAGCCACAGAUGGCUGAGGUCACAUCUGGCCAGGAGUCAGUGCCUUGGGGGGGGGAUAUCUACCCACUCCCAUCUUUUUUACCUCGCUUUUAAAAGCUGCAAGUGAGCUUUUUUUUUUUUUUUUUUUUUAACCCUUUUUAUAGUUAAUAGACCACCCUUUAUAUUAGUAUGAAAAGGAAAGAAAAAAAAUAUCGGUCAAUAUUUGAUCACCUCUUUCUAACUUGUCUUCAUGAAACAAUGUAUUUUUUUGUAAACCUCUAUUUUUCAGAAUUGUUACCUUUUUAUAAUUUCUCAAUGUUCAACUUAUAAAUGACACAUGUAAAAAAAAUCAUUUUUAAUGGAAAUCAAAACAAAAAUGGCUGUAAGUUUUAGUUUCAUCUUAUGUUUGAUGGUAGUUUUUGAGUAGACCAGCUCUGUUCUUGUUUUGUAAAGCCCUGCCUCCCAUGUGAUGAUAAUAAACAUCCAUUUUCUCUGAA